This is a messenger RNA of Ctenocephalides felis (cat flea), 654 nucleotides long. Its product is annotated as fork head domain-containing protein crocodile-like. The transcript has a single exon. Lineage: Eukaryota; Metazoa; Arthropoda; Insecta; Siphonaptera; Pulicidae. The record is from RefSeq and is a predicted model, not a curated record. Gene Ontology annotation, biological process: regulation of transcription by RNA polymerase II; anatomical structure morphogenesis; cell differentiation. The coding region runs from base 1 to 654 and encodes 217 amino acids. Gene Ontology annotation, molecular function: DNA-binding transcription factor activity, RNA polymerase II-specific; RNA polymerase II cis-regulatory region sequence-specific DNA binding.
AUGCACGCGCUAUUCGGUGAACAGAACGCCUACUACAGGCAGACCAGUGCCACGGCUGGAUAUCCGGUGUCCGGCGCUGGUGUCCCGCAUGCGGCUGCAACAACGCCAUAUGGUUAUGAACAGUAUUCUCGUUAUGGAUAUGCAGGAACGUCACCUUAUGCGCUUAGUGCACAUCAUCAUCAUCAUCACCAUCAUCAACAACAAUCUUUACAUGCAGCUAAAGAAAUGGUUAAACCGCCGUAUUCAUAUAUUGCUUUGAUAGCUAUGGCAAUUCAGCACGCUUCAGAAAAACGGAUAACAUUAAACGGUAUUUAUCAAUUUAUAAUGGAACGAUUUCCUUAUUACCGAGAGAAUAAACAAGGCUGGCAAAAUUCGAUUAGGCAUAAUUUAAGUUUGAACGAAUGUUUCGUAAAAGUAGCUCGGGAUGAUAAGAAGCCUGGAAAAGGAAGUUAUUGGACGCUUGAUCCGGAUUCGUAUAAUAUGUUUGACAAUGGCUCUUAUUUGCGCCGAAGAAGACGGUUCAAGAAAAAAGAUGCUGUGAAAGAAAAAGAGGAAGCUUUGAAACGUCAACAGCAGUUACAGAUGGCGCACGACGCUGUUUCAGUAAAAAGGACAGCUUCUACAACAAUUAGACGAUGUGAAAGUCGAUGUUAA